UCACUAUGACAAUUUGAAAAUUAGACUUUCAUCGCAUUUCAUCAAUUAAAUCGAACAUUAAUAUAAUAUUAAAUACGUUUAACACAAUCGUAUUUUAUUUUGUAACUGAAUUUCAACACAGUAGAAGUAAAAUGUAAACUACACAAAUAUGUCAGGAAAAGGCGCAAAGAAAAAUAAGUCGCGGGAUACUUUCAAGUCCAAGUCAACCGAUUUUGAAGAUUAUGACCUAGAUUUACGUUUAGUGACCUUUAGUUUGUAUUUAAAAGGGGAACACCCGGGUGCUGGUGAUUGUACGUUCCUUAUAUAUUUCGAUGAUGAAUUUUUACUGGGAGAAAAAUGGGAAAACGGACAUACGAUUGAUUCGAUUGUUUUACCAUUAAAUAUAGAAGAAAAUGCAACUGAUCAAGAAAUAAUUGUUGAUCGGCCACUUAUAUUUUUGCUUCGAGGAAGUUCAGGAAAACCGUCAAAAGACCAGGACCCCUUUCUUAAUACUGAUAAUAAAGCAGGAGGAAACGUAGACUUAUAUCCAAUAGUAUUAGGAGAGAAAGAGAUAAACGUAAAAGUGCCGCUUUUGAUUAUUAAUUCAGGUAUUCCAUCGGGUUGUACAGUUGACGUACAUGUGAGUUAUAACGGCUCUAUAAACAAUGAUAAAAUACCUUUAACACUAACGAUGGUUGCAGCACAUUGCCUACCACCAUUGAGAGACGGCACAGCCUUUAUCAGCGGCAUAGGUCUCGAUGCUGUCCAUGAUCCAAUAGCCUUAAAAUUUGGUAUGUCAUUGAGCGCGUCUUCAGCUACUAAAAUUGUAUGGGGAAACGCCAGCAACGCAGGCCACGCCGCCGAUACAGAGAUAAAUGUGCCAAGCGAAGACAUGUUUGUUCCUAACGAUUUAAGUAUUGGUAAAUCCGAUAAUUCAGUGCAUUGGAAUGCUAUGAGGCGCGUUCUGGUGGAUUCUACAUUACUACAGGAGAGAUUAAACAAUGUUUUCUAUGUUGAGAUAGCUGGAGUUCCGAAAAGUGGCAAAAUUGAAGUACGAGGUCGAUACGUUGCGUUGGUGGAUGCUGGUGUUUUACUCCAGCCAGGACAAUUCGGAGUAACUGUGUGUGCAAAGCUUAUAUUUUAUAAUGCUGAUAUUUUACCUGAAUCUGUACAUACAAUUUUAGAUCUACCGCCAACCAGUGCCCGUGGCCCCGCACAUGAAAAUGAACGUGUUACUGACGAGCACGGUCGUGAUGCUUACAUAGUUAUUCGAAUGGAUUUAAUUGAACCACUUGUUCCGAAAGCGAAAAUUACAUCUCUUUUCGAUUUAAUCGGUUUUCCUCCUCCUACUGGACUUAAAGUAGCCGAAGAUUCGUUGAAAAUAGUAUCUCCGCCAGAAGAGCCGCCUUUAGACAAACGGCGCAUUUCUAAAGAAGGUGGCGCAUUAUCUGUGCAUAAGGAGCUAAGUAAUAUGGCUUACAAAUGCACGCUUCAAAUGAAUAAGAGUAUUAAAAGAACAGCAGCUAAUCGUCUUUUAUUACGUGUGAGGACGAUGCUGAAGCAAUUUACACCGAUGGAAUGUUCCGAGUUGGAUUAUCAAGAUAUGAUAACUAGUCAACAUUCAGCAGCUCGCAGAGCCGUAACAUCUUCGUUUGCUCCACAGCCCCCCAAGCUUCGCCCUUCGCCUGGACUAGUAGCCGCUAGAUGUCGGGCCAUAGGAGAUUCUAGAAUAUCAAAUGAGCAUAUCGAAAGGAACCUCAAAAUUAGCCCUACUCAUCCUAGAGUCCUUUUAUCAAAAGUUUUACGCUGUCUCGAACAGAGGAACGAAUCUGACGCAUAUAAUUAUUUAACAGUAGCUUUAAAUGUUCAUUCUAAGAACAGAUAUUUACUAUGGACAUACGGAGGUAUACAAUUUGAUAAAGGUCCUGAAGCAAUUGAAGUAGCAACGGCCGCUUUUCGAAUUGCCGUUAAAGGCGACAAAUCGGACGGUACCACCAGCGCCAUUGGUUGGGCCGCACUGCACGCGUUGCAUCACUAUCAUGGGAACGAGUGUCCAGCUUUUGUUGCAGUUAAAAAAAUGAGAAAAUCCUUUGCGCUACCUGUAGAGUGGAAGCGAUGCCUAAAAAGAUGGAUAGAUUCAAGUGGAGAAGAGGAGGCAUGUUGGAUUCCUAGUAUUAUAGAUUCUCGGAAUCCUUUCUUGAUCGCUGCAGCUUUCUUUUUAUGUUUAAGAUGCUUUAAACUUACUGAAAGAAUUCUCCAAUGUGUUGACGAUGGCUGCUUUGAACACGGUGCAAAAGAUAUCGCAAAAGAGAAACCGGGUCCUGGAACAUAUUAUGUGAGAGCAGCGUCUCUGCUUUUGCGGCUUCAUAUGGAUUUAGCCCUGGAAGUCGUUGAGAAAGGGAUACGCCGGUUCGGGCCUUGUGCUAUACUUUCUCAAAUACGAGCAACUUGUUUGGGUUUCGCUAGAGGUUGGGAUGGUAAAUGUGAAAAAGCUUUGUUAGAAGCCGAUAACGACGGGUCUGAACCUUGUGCUGGAUUACUUCUCCGAGCAGCGAUAGGCGGAUGGAAAACUGAUAUAACGGCAUCCUUGCAGAGAGCUGCUAGAGCACAUAAAAUUGCUCCAUCGGCGUAUUCAGCGCUAAUUUUAGGAAGAAUUUACGGAAAACUAAGGGAAGAAAAGUUAGCUGAGCGUUGGGCUGCAGCUGCUGUGAAGGUUGAACCUCUUUUGUCCGACGGUUGGGCGUUUCUGGGAUUACUGGCCAUGUAUAAACGAGACGUUGAUAAAGCAAGGGCUUUGUUUCGUACCGCAAAAGAAGCAGGACCUAUAAGUGCAGAUAUCCUUGCUGAGAUAGAAAAGGUGAAGAAAGUAGUAAAGGUUGAAUUAUUGCCGGAGAUAAUGACUAAAGAUUUGUGUCUUUGUGAUUAUUAUUAAAAAUCCUAAAUAAAUCCUAAAUCCUUUUCAUCUUAUGUUGGUUAAAAUGUAUUACUUUAUCAUAGC
Molecule: messenger RNA, 2977 nt
Organism: Papilio polytes (common Mormon)
Lineage: Eukaryota; Metazoa; Arthropoda; Insecta; Lepidoptera; Papilionidae
Exons: 1
Coding region: 149-2911 (920 amino acids)
Molecular function (GO): protein binding
Source: RefSeq, a predicted model, not a curated record